CAAAUGCACCCUCCUCCACUGUACUAUACUGCUCUCUCUCCGUAACGCCUCCGCAAUAAAAGCUUCCCUUUCCCUUUCCCUCUUUCACUUUUGCUUCAACUAACUCUUCUUCAAUCUACUCCGCUCGCAACAAAUAUACGCUGCCAUCACCUACCUCUUUCAGCUGGAAAUUCCGGCGUCCAUUCACCCGCUCGUGGCCGUCUCGUCUUCCCCUUCUCCGGCGGAGCUUCUGAACGACGGCGACGACUUGUCCCCCUAGAUUUUCGGGACCGCAUUUCAUGGAUCUGCAGCUCGGCACACGGGCAUUGUGUCCUACUCUCUCUUCUCUGCCUUGAAGCAUCAGUUGUUCGUGCGGGCUGUUUGAGCCUCUCUUUUGCUUUUUUUUUUUCCCACUUGAGCUAUGCGGUCAGCUGCUUUGGUGGCCGCGGAGUUUGAGGCAGUGGAUUGUUGGUGGCGGAGAAGGAACCCUAGGGAUAUUUUUACUGCUCAUUCACUUGGAUCUUGGGCGGAGACGCUGUUGAGCUUGACGGUGUUCUGUAGUUUUUGAGCAAUGGUGUUUGGUUUGGCUUCCUGAGAAGAAGAUGCGAACCUUGGUGCUGCUGCUGCUUUGCUUGCUUCGCCUUGUUUUUACUUGUUCAGGGAACUCAUUAUAUCACAUGUUUUUAACUCCUGAACAAACUACUCAGCGUGUACCUACAAGCGAAAUUUCGGUGAAACAAGGUAGGCAAUCGAGCAAUUUAAGUUAUUUCUUGUGGUAUAGUUGCUGCCAAUGGAUUCAUGAUUACAUGUUUCCUUUAUUGCUUGCAGAAAAGAAAUCUUCGAAGGAUGCUCCAUUUGGUGAUUCGCAGCCACCUCAGAAGCAUCUGUUUAGACCUGCUCAUAACCCAUCUUCUGCACCUGCCCCUGCCCCUAUCCCACUGAAUAAGGGUAUUACAAGCUGUGACCAAACUUGUGUGGAUCCACUUACGGCUACUCCAUUCGGUUCACCUUGUGGCUGUGUUUUCCCUAUGAAAGUCAGACUUCUUCUGACUGUGGCUCCUUACACCGUUUUUCCAGUGAUGAAUGAACUAGAGGUUGAGGUCGCAACAGGGACUUAUUUGGAACAGAACCAGGUAAAGAUAAUGGGUGCUACUGCUGAUAGUGAAAAUCAGGGAGAAACGGUGGUGGACAUUAACUUGGUUCCACUGGGAGACAAAUUUGAUAAUACCACGGCUAGUCUUAUUAAUCAAAGAUUCUGGCAUAAGAAAGUGCAUCUAAAUACGACUAUCUUUGGUAGUUAUGAAGUGGUGUAUAUUGUUUAUCCAGGCGUUCCUUCUUCGCCACCAUAUCCAAGUUAUACUGCCGGCGGUCCAUCGGGUAGUGGUGGAGGUCUACCAAUCACAGCCAAUCCAGUGAAGAAGGACAAAGGGAUCAACUUUAGGACCUUAAUAAUCAUCGCCUUAUCAGCAUUGGUGCUCUUGUUGGUCUUAAUUGGGGCAGUCUCCAUUUUCAUAAAAUGGAAAAAGUUUGGGAAACAGUCAAAUGCUGUUGGUCCUGCAUUCCCACAAUCUAUCAAUAAAAGAUCUGGUUUUGGAUCCUUCUUAACAAAUAGUAUUGGGAGCUCAACAUCAGUAUCCCUCAUUUUUAACAUGGCUCCUUGCAUGUUAUCUGUGAAAGCAUUUAGUUAUCUGGAGCUUGAGAGGGCUACAGACAAGUUCAGUUCAAAGAGGAUCCUGGGGGAAGGAGGGUUUGGACGUGUUUAUCAUGGUCUAAUGGAGGACAGGACUGAAGUUGCAGUGAAGAUGCUUACUAGGGCCAAUCAGAAUGGAGACCGUGAGUUUAUUGCAGAAGUGGAGAUGCUGAGUCGUUUGCAUCACCGUAAUCUCGUCAAACUGAUUGGUAUAUGCAUUGAAGGGCGUACACGCUGUUUGGUUUAUGAACUUGUUCAUAAUGGCAGUGUUGAAUCUCAUUUGCAUGACAGUACUUCCUUGAUUGUAUAUUCUUCUAGUGAAAAUGAGACUGCCUAUACUGUUGAACUCAUGAGUAAAAGUCCCUUCUUCAGUAUGGAACUCUGUCCGGCGGAAACACUGGUUGGAGUAUAUACAAUUCAGUUUAGCAUAUUUAGCUGUGUUUCAGGUGUUGAUAAACAAGGAUACCUUGACUGGGAUGCACGGUUGAAGAUUGCUCUUGGAGCAGCUAGAGGACUUGCCUAUCUACAUGAAGAUUCUAAUCCUCGCGUGAUUCAUCGAGAUUUCAAAGCUAGUAAUGUUUUGCUGGAAGAUGAUUUCACUCCUAAGGUAUCUGAUUUUGGCUUGGCAAGGGAAGCAACUGAAGGGAGCCAACAUAUCUCUACAAGGGUCAUGGGAACCUUCGGGUAUGUAGCCCCUGAAUAUGCAAUGACAGGGCAUCUGCUUGUCAAAAGUGAUGUCUACAGCUACGGGGUUGUGUUACUCGAGCUUCUGUCAGGGAGAAAACCUGUGGAUAUGUCCCAACCUCCAGGACAAGAAAACUUGGUAACUUGGGCACGUCCGCUUCUGACAACCAGAGAAGGGUUGGAGCAGCUAGUUGAUCCUUCCUUGGCUGGAAGCUACGACUUUGAUGACAUGGCCAAGGUGGCAGCCAUCGCCUCGAUGUGUGUCCACCCGGAAGUAGCUAACAGACCUUUUAUGGGAGAAGUUGUGCAGGCUCUCAAACUGAUCUACAAUGACACUGAUGAGGCGUGUGCGGAGGACAACUACAGCCAAAAGGAGUCUUCUGUCCUGGAUGACUCGGACUUGAAAGGUGAUUUUGUUCCAUCAGAAAGUAGUUGGUGGAAUGCAGGUGCAGUCUCCCCUCGCAUAACGUAUGGGCAAGCCUCAUCUUUCAUUACAAUGGAGUACAGUUCAGGCACACUCGAAGAGUUGGAAAACCGACCACUCUCAGCCUCGAGUUUGCUUGGAGAACGAUUGUCAUCACCAAUCAGGCAUGGCAAUAGGUCUGGUCCUUUGAGAACGGUGAGAAGUAAGCCAUCCUGUUACAGAUUGAGAGGGAGUAUGAGUGAUCAUGGCAACCUCCCGGUGAGACGAACCGGGAAUGAUGAAUAUUGGGCAUAAGGUGGGUUUGGUCACGUGUACAGUCUUCUACAAAGGACUACCUGUAAGCUUUUUGAAUUGUUAUUUAUGGGUCUAUAGGAGAGGUUUUCGGUUCUCAAAUGUCUGGGGCAGAGGGUCUGGAGAACCCAGUUUCAUUGCUUAUGAAUCCUCAGCUUCUGAUUUGGAGAUCCUCAGAUUCAUUUAACUAUACAAGGUUUCACAAUGAAAGAUGUAUACCUGAAAUGGUGUACGUACUUUUGUCUUUGUUUUAUAGCUUUAAUCUUGCCAACUUUUUCCCCUUGUUCUAUUCCUGAGUUUUGACAGCAUGACUCUUUCAUCGUCUCCGAGAAAGGGGAUAAGAAAAGAAAUCGUCAAUUUUCGGUGAUGUUCGUAGAUGUCGGACGUGAAAGUUUUCUACUCAAGCAGUUACACCAAAGAAGGAUAGA
Messenger RNA from Linum tenue, 3496 nucleotides. The record is from the annotation of a GenBank genome assembly. Lineage: Eukaryota; Viridiplantae; Streptophyta; Magnoliopsida; Malpighiales; Linaceae.